Molecule: messenger RNA, 3099 nt
Organism: Corapipo altera (White-ruffed manakin)
Lineage: Eukaryota; Metazoa; Chordata; Aves; Passeriformes; Pipridae
Gene: NUBPL
Product: nucleotide binding protein like
Exons: 11
Coding region: 1-981 (326 amino acids)
Biological process (GO): iron-sulfur cluster assembly; mitochondrial respiratory chain complex I assembly
Cellular component (GO): mitochondrion
Molecular function (GO): ATP binding; ATP-dependent FeS chaperone activity; 4 iron, 4 sulfur cluster binding
Source: RefSeq, a predicted model, not a curated record
AUGGCGGGUCCCGCCUGGCGCUGGGUGCGGGGCGCUGCCCGCCUCCUCCCCGCCGGCGGCGGGCGGGCUCCGGCAGCGCCGUCGCGCGGUCCGGGUUGCGCGCCCGCCGCUUGCAGCGCUCCGUUCGCCGGCUCCGCGUCCGGGGACGACUCUCUUGGGGACAGACGUGCCCGGAUCCUGUCACGCGGGCUGCCAAAGCAGAAGCCCAUAGAAGGAGUUAAGCAGGUGGUGGUCUUGGCUUCUGGAAAAGGGGGAGUUGGAAAAUCAACAACAGCAGUAAAUAUAGCCCUUGCCUUAGCAGCAAAUGAUUCGACAAAAGAAGUUGGUUUACUUGAUGCAGACAUAUAUGGACCUUCAAUUCCAAAAAUGAUGAAUUUAAAAGGAAACCCUGAAUUAACACCAAAAAAUCUAAUGAGGCCCCUUAAGAACUAUGGAAUCGCAUGCAUGUCUAUGGGUUUCUUGAUAGAAGAGACUACCCCGGUUGUGUGGAGAGGGCUCAUGGUAAUGUCAGCUGUUGAAAAAUUGUUGAGACAGGUUGACUGGGGUCAACUGGACUAUUUAGUAAUUGACAUGCCACCUGGGACUGGAGAUGUGCAGCUCUCAGUAUCACAGAAUAUUCCAAUUGCAGGAGCUGUGAUCAUCUCCACGCCACAAGACGUGGCUUUAUUGGAUGCACGCAAAGGAGCUGAAAUGUUUAGAAAAGUCCAUGUACCUGUUUUAGGACUGGUUCAGAAUAUGAGUGUUUUCCAGUGUCCUAAAUGUAAGCAUGAGACACAUAUCUUUGGAGCUGACGGUGUAAGAGAUCUAGCAAAAACCCUUGGGUUGGAUAUUUUGGGAGACAUUCCACUGCAUGUUAAUAUCCGGGAGUCGUGUGAUUCAGGACAGCCUGUUGUGAUUGCUCAACCUCAAAGCGAUGCUGCUAAAGCCUAUCUAAAGAUAGCUAUGGAAAUAGUAAGAAGACUGCCAGUACCUCCUGCUUGAAGUAUUUACCACAGAAACUUGCAAAAAAAGCCAUCUUUGUUGCAACCAAUGCAGAAGAGUCCUGCUACCUAAUAAUGGGGAGGCCAUACCUUAGUUUUAAGAACUUCUUUAGGAGUUAAUUUACCAGAGAUUAAAUUAAGAUUGUGAUAUUUACUGGUUUUUGAAUCAUUGCUUGUCCAUGUCCAAAGGGAUUGAAGUGUGCAAACAAUGAUAGACAGUAUUUAACUGCUGAAUUGUAACAUCAUCAAGCAUUUUUCACGUAUGCUAUUUUAUGAAUGAAAACCAGCCUCUCCACUCAAGGAGAAUGAUGAGAGGUAUGCCAAAGGGUUAAUCCUGCUUAAAAACUUAAAUUUUCAGUACUCUUAAUUUCUUUCAAUUUUGGUUCAGCUUUUACAUAGUUAACUAUCAAACUGACCUUAAGUUCUGCAAGAUUUUAAGAAGAAAAGUCAGUUGUGCAACUGCUGUACUUUUUGUGUGUUCACUUUAUAAGAAAAUUUUAAAAAUUCCACAUAUACUCUGAAGAGUUCUUGUGGUGAAUGGUGAUCAGAUUUAUUCAUUAUCAGAUCAAGUUCGAUCAUGAGGCAAUUCAUGGUUUAGUGAAGAAUGGAUUACAUGACCCUGAGGCUUAUUUCUUGACUGUUUUGCAUUAUAAUGAACCCAGACAGAAGACCAGGUAACCGAGGUCUUCACUGAAAACCAGAUGUUUUGCCUGAGCUCAGUUUGGCAGGGAAAGCAAAUGAUCAAGAUAAAUUAAAUUUGUGAUUGCAUAUUCCUACUACAGUGCAGCAACUUGGAAUUUGAAUAUAAAGAUAUAUUUUUGAAGUAAAGAAAUAUUUGGUCUUCAAACUGCACGGCCUUCUGGUUUGUUUUUUCAUUGCCUUUGAUCUUUAUUUUUGUGUUAAUGUGUGGAAGUGAAAGAUUAUGCCUUCAGGGAAUGAGUUUCCAUUUACAAUUAGAUGUUUGAGUUGACAUUUAGGCUUUUUCAUUUACGCAGUCAAGUAUCUUAAACAUACAUGUUAACCAUACCAUACUGUGAAUUUAACCAUACUAGGGAGUUCUGCUGUUGACCUCUGUGGAACCAAGGUUUUCCCUGUAUUCCAAAUACUUAUUCAGGAUUUUGGAUGAAUUGUUUUUUAUUAUUGAAGUGAUACAGCAUAAAAGUUGGUAUAGAUUUACAUUAAGGAUAUUUAAGUAAUAUGUACUCAGAAUUUGCAUGGAAAAAUCUAGGCACAAAUGAUGAGUUGAAUUUCAAGCUUAGGUGAUUUUGUAAAUAUGUAAAUUACAUAGUCUAAAACUGUGGAUUUUUUACUUCAAGUCAAUCUCUGAACCUUCUUCGCCUUCAGCCUUCCCUGUGCAAUCUCAUAGCAGUGAUCAGUUAUUUCAGUAGUAUAUUAUCCCAGGCCUGUACAUUUACAAAAAUACUCACUUCCUUUCAGCUGUCUGAUAUAUUUUACAAAAAUUAAAGCUGGCUUUGUGUUCUGCCCUUUCAUACUUUAUUGAUAACAUUUUUUACAAUUAAAUUUUAUCUCUCUAUGUUUGUUCACUUUGCUUUACAUAUCGUAAUUGCUGAUAUACCUGUCUCUAAGUAAUCCUGUGGUGGUUCUGGUAUAUUAUAACCAUAAAUUUCAGUUGAAAAACUGGGAUUUCUGGCUGGUUUUUAAUUUAAGACAGUGAUAUAGUCUGAAUUGUUAGCAUUUGUUAUUUUCAUUCUGUUAAAAAGUUUUUGAAUGUCUCUGACAUCCAGUUCAUGUUGAGACUGGAUGAACAGUCAGUAUACAGAUAGAUAGUUGUUUGCUUUCCCUUUUGUUUUUUUUCUCAUUAUUUCUUGGGUUAGUUGAAGGAUGAAAUUUGCUUUCAAAUGUCCUUUUAUUUUUACUCCUUUUUCUCUUUUUUUUCCCCUUUUAAUUAAGUACUGUGGUUUUGCUCUGUUGAAUCUUUCAACUGCAGAACUAUUUUGAAUGCCUUUAUCAAGAAACUGGUUCUAAUGAUUAAACAUAGUUUCUGUGCCAGUCUCUGAAAAUUCAUAUUUAGUUAACAGUUUUGUGGAAGGAUUGCACAAUGUAGUAAAUUUAUUGAUUGAAAAUUGUCAGUCAUUUUCAAUAAAUAUACAUAGUUGUA